GGAAGACAAUACACUGUUCCUUCUGUAAGUAAUACCAUGUGGAUCUUAAUAAACUAAAGCAAAAGUUGCCCUGGCUUUAUAAUAUGGUCAACUCUCCUCUUAUCUCAGUUUCAUUCUCUUCCCCCCAUAAUCCUCCCAACCACCACCAUCACCUCUCAUGGCUUCAGAUCAAAAUACCCUCAACAAACACCAGUCCCACACCAAUAAGACCACCGUCUUUGGGUGGUCCAGCCGCCGGAGAACACCAUUACGUAGGCGGAGACCGCCAUCGAUGCGGCUGGGAGGAAAGAAAACCCGCCGAGGACUCUUCUUGGUGAGACUUUUCAGGCGAGUCCGACUGCGAUGGUUAAAGCUCAAGUACUCGUGCAUGCUCAAGAAGCUCAAGGACUACUAUCAUUCUUUGGUGAAAGAUAUCAUUGAAGGCGGUGCGACCAUCGAGUCGUAUCAACAGAGACUUUUUCUGGAGACUUCUUUCGCCAUACCCGUCAUGGGUCUGUCCUUCAGUAGUAUUCCAACCAGCUACGGUUUAGACCGCCCCUGACGCAUCCUCCAGUUAAAAAUAAUUACUCGCUCUCUCUCUCUAUCUCUCCUGUUUCUGUUUGUGUUUGUGUAACACUGAAUAUGUGUGAUUGUGAAAUACAAAAUAGCAAAUAAGUUUACAUUUUCUACCUUAACCAGCUGCUGUGUGAUGUAUGCUUUGAAAGGGUGGAUACAACAUAAAUCCUAGUCGUUUCAUGAAAAAUUC
Molecule: messenger RNA, 745 nt
Organism: Ilex paraguariensis (yerba mate)
Lineage: Eukaryota; Viridiplantae; Streptophyta; Magnoliopsida; Aquifoliales; Aquifoliaceae
Source: the annotation of a GenBank genome assembly